Messenger RNA from Kwoniella shivajii, 1695 nucleotides. RefSeq lists its product as uncharacterized. Gene Ontology annotation, molecular function: alpha-amylase activity; glucan 1,4-alpha-maltotriohydrolase activity; oligo-1,6-glucosidase activity. The record is from RefSeq and is a predicted model, not a curated record. Lineage: Eukaryota; Fungi; Basidiomycota; Tremellomycetes; Tremellales; Cryptococcaceae. Bases 1 to 1695 code for a protein of 564 amino acids. The transcript is spliced from 7 exons. Gene Ontology annotation, biological process: sucrose catabolic process; maltose catabolic process.
AUGGUGUAUCUUAUCUCUGAUGCGAAUUGGUGGAGGCAAGCUGUAAUCUACCAAAUCUACCCAAGAUCUUUCGCAGAUGCCAAUGGAGACGGAAUCGGGGAUCUGAAAGGGAUCACAUCUCGUGUACCAUACCUCAAAGCUCUGGGAGUUGAUGCUGUGUGGAUGAGCCCUUUCUACCCUUCUGCGCUAAAGGACGGUGGCUACGACGUGGCGGACUACCGAGACAUAGACCCAAAGAUUGGUACCCUGGAAGACUUUGACGAGAUGAGCGCUGCCUUGAAGGCCGCGGGUAUCAAGGUUAUGGUAGAUAUUGUGCCAAACCACUCGAGUGAUGAUCAUGAAUGGUUUCAAGCGGCUUUGAAAGCAGGUAAAGGCUCGGCAGAGAGGGAGAGAUAUAUCUUCAGAGAUGGCCUUGGACCAAACAAGGAUCAAGCUCCUACAGAUUGGAUUUGCACCUUUGGUGGUCCAGCAUGGUCACCUUCCGGUGUGGAUGACGGACAAUGGUAUUUCCAUUGGUUUGAUUCGUCUCAACCUGAUUUCAAUUGGGAACAUCCGGAUGUCAAAGCAGAUUUCCUGAAAACAUUGAGAUUCUGGGGUGAUCGAGGUGUUUCUGGAUUUAGAAUUGAUGUAGCUCAUGGUCUUACAAAGGAUAUGAAGGAACCUCUACCUGAUUGGAAAGAAUUGAGCGAUAUGACAACUAGAAAAUUGACAAGUGGGAAUGCCGGUUUAGAUCAUCCCCUUUACGAUAGAGAUGAAGUACAUGAUAUUUACAGAUCAUGGAGAAAACUCUUCAAUCAAUACAACCCGCCUCUGAUGGCUGUGGCGGAAGCUUGGGUCGCACCUGAUCGAAAGGGACUAUACGCCUCCUCCGAUGGUCUCGGUCAAGCCUUUUCCUUCGAUAUCCUCCUUUGUAAUUUCGAUGCGGAUGAAUAUCGAGAAUGCAUUGAUCGAUCAUUAGAAGCUAGUAAAGAAUCUAAAUCAAGUACAACUUGGGUACUUUCCAACCACGAUGUUAUGCGACACGCAAGUCGUUUCGGACUUCCCAACGUUCCCAAUGCGAACCUGCCAGUAUCUCAGAUAGCCCUGAAUCAGUUCCUCCUUGACAAGUUCCAAGUUCAAAAGGUUGACAUCGAAAGCGGUCUCAAAAGGGCCAGAGCCGCGACUCUUAUGAUUCUUGCGUUACCUGGAUCUACUUACAUUUAUCAAGGCGAGGAACUUGGUCUACAAGAAGUUGUCGAGAUCAACGAGGAAGAAAGGCAAGAUCCCAUCUUCCGUCGAACUGAGGGUAAAGACGUUGGUCGAGAUGGAUGUCGAGUACCAAUUCCAUGGGUUGCGAACGAAAGAAACUUUGGCUAUGGUCUUGGCAAACCUGCCCAUCUUCCUCAACCUGAUUGGAUGGCUCAAUAUGCUGUUGAUGUAGAAGAGAAAGACUCCAACAGUACUUUGAGCACUUAUCGACGUGCAAUCCAAUUAAGGAAGAAAUUACAAACUUCCGAAGACCUCGAAUGGGUAGAUAAUUCAAACAAAGACGUUUUACACUUCAGAAGACCUAACGGAUGGGAGAUCCUUGUCAAUACUGGCAGAGCUGAAGUCGACAUGCCAGCUAGUAGUAAAGUAUUGAUCAGCUCUUCAGGUAGUACUUUGGAGGGAAACAAGGUUCCCGGAGAAACUACUGUCUGGUUUCAAGGUGCAUAG